UUUCUGUUUAUUUGCGUGAGAUUUUUUAUACGAAAUUUACACAGUGUGAUUGUAAAGCAAAUUUCUUUUCGUUCGACGUACUUGAACUAAUAUAAAAAAUUURUUGUCCGUGUGCCAAAAUAAUAUUUAUUAGAAUAAAAAUAGUCUCUUCGUGCAAGAAAUAGAUUUUGCAAAAAGUGUAAAUAGAAAAGAUGAAAAGCAAAAAAAUCAAUUUCUCUAAACAAAGUUGCGGUUUUAACAAAAAAUAAUUUGUGUUUGUUAGAAACCCUCGGAGGAGAGCCCAGUCUCUGGCGGUUGGUUCCAACAUUAGAUCGUGUAUUUUCAGUGAAUUGUCGCAUUUUAGUCUUCGUGUAGCUUUCAUGUUCGAUUAACAURCACAUAUUUCGCACGUGAAGACAGCAUUCCCUGUUUGCAGUGCCGCAGUGUUGCAAGAACCACCAAAUCGAUCAUUCGGCGCCGCAUAAAUUAGAUUGUACAUUUCGGAUCUCUUUGCCGCACUCGUAUUUCGUUAAGACGUCUACGGAUACUGUUUCGGCUACGUUUUUUAGCACCGUUUUUUUCUUGUUCCGCUGCUUUUGGUAGUAUCGAUAGUCCACACGAAGCUUAAGCUGUGAUAUAAUUUAACAAAAUUGAAGAAAGUGAAGUUUUUAGUGCAAAAAUUAAUUAACAAAAAUUUAGUGUUGUGCAAAUUUCAUAAACAGCUGACACUAGUGAGUACAAAUAGUGUUUCAAGCGCUCCAGCAAACGCAAUAACGCACAGCAAAUCGCUUUGCCAACGCCAGCAAAGUCUUACUACUUAACGGUUUUGCAACUCGCACACGUUGCCCGUCAGCGGCCAUUAACGGUACGAAAAUUGCUCAAGAAAAGGUACGUCUGCCCUUUCCGAUACCACGGUACACUACCAUGAAUAAGACCACACUCCACUGGAGUUAUUUAAACUUCAAGGAUGUGCCAAUGGAUCUCUAUCUCUAUGAAGACCUCGAAGAGGUGUACCUGAAGGAGAAUUUCAUCACCACAAUUCCCAAAUGGCUGCUGAAUGUUACGACGCUAAAGUUCAUCCACUUGGCUGGCAAUAAUUUGAGCGCGAUUCCUGAGGAAAUGUAUCUGUUGGAAAAUCUGGAGUUUCUCGACGUCUCCAACAAUCAAAUACGUGAACUUCCGAAGACUAUUGGACUUAUGGACCGCUUACAACGCCUAAAUGUGAGUGGCAACGAGCUGACCGAGCUGCCYCCUGAAAUUGGUGCGCUGAAACAACUCGAAGAGCUCAACAUAUCCAAGAAUCAUCUUCAACGACUGCCAAUACAGCUAAGCGAAUGUCAGCGCCUAAACGUGCUCAACCUCAAUGAUAAUGUCAACAUCUGGCAUAUACCCGAGCGAAUCUCCAACCUGCCAUCACUACAAUCGCUAUCAGCGGAUCGUUGUGCACUUUUUUACCUGCCAGUGGCACUUUCUAAGUUCGUAAAUCACGUCCGCAUAUUUCACAACACUUCCAUUACUCAUGUGCCCAUGAUCUAUGAGAAGCCYUUUCAAACUUUCUAUGACAAUCGCGCAAAAGUAACACCCCCCGCUGUGACACACGACAGUUUCUUCUGGGUGUUGGAAAARGAGACCAAUACUAGACUACUACUGCCCUUCGGAACACGUCGCAUCUUUUGUGUGCCGUCGCUAGACAAUCAAGUCACACUUUACGACGAUUGUUUAAGGGCAGUGCAGUAUCUGAGUCGCUACAUGCCAUUGUGGGAGAAUGUGGCGCUGAAGCAAAUGCUACCGGAGAAGUUCAUCUACAAUCAUAUUGUGAAUGGACCGACUGCCCGCUGUACAGUGCUGAAUUGUUCCAACCCCUUGUACACCACCUACUACUUCAUGGCUGUGAAACGGCGUGGCAGCUCAUCGAAACAAAUUUUCACCUGUUACUUUUGUUCAAAUCACUGUGCGAAUUUGUGGCUGUUGGCGAAUGGCAAGAAAUACUAUCAGCUGGAAUGGGAAGUGUGUGAGGAUUAAUGUGUUCGCAGCGUUACCGCUCAAACCUUGUAAACACUGAUGUACAUAUAAUGGUCGAGAAAUUAAUAUAGUUUAAUUAGUAAACGGCUAAGAAAAUAAAUUUAAGUAGACGAAAUCAA
Messenger RNA from Bactrocera latifrons, 2120 nucleotides. Its product is annotated as leucine-rich repeat protein SHOC-2. The transcript is spliced from 6 exons. Bases 904 to 2001 code for a protein of 365 amino acids. The record is from RefSeq and is a predicted model, not a curated record. Lineage: Eukaryota; Metazoa; Arthropoda; Insecta; Diptera; Tephritidae. Gene Ontology annotation, molecular function: protein binding.